This is a messenger RNA of Carassius carassius (crucian carp), 1543 nucleotides long. It is a transcript of the gene necap2, whose product is annotated as NECAP endocytosis associated 2. The coding region runs from base 56 to 838 and encodes 260 amino acids. The record is from RefSeq and is a predicted model, not a curated record. NCBI's taxonomy places the organism in Eukaryota, Metazoa, Chordata, Actinopteri, Cypriniformes, Cyprinidae. The transcript has 8 exons. Gene Ontology annotation, cellular component: clathrin vesicle coat; membrane. Gene Ontology annotation, biological process: endocytosis.
GUUGUUUGCUCGCACGGAUGGCAGGCGGAAGCGGAAGCGCAGUGAUGUGUCGGUGAUGAUGGCGGAUAGCAGCGAUCAGUAUGAGUCGGUUCUGUGUGUGAAGUCAGAGGUCCAUGUUUACCGGAUCCCGCCCCGUAGCUCCAACCGCGGAUACCGGGCAGCGGACUGGAAGCUGGAGGAGCCGGCGUGGAGCGGACGCAUGAAAAUCACAGCUAAAGGAAAAACGGCCUUCAUUAAACUGGAGGACAGAAUCACAGGCGAGCUGUUCGCUCAGGCCCUGGUGGAUCAGUACCCAGGGAGCGUGGUGGAGUCCGUCAGUGACUCCAGCAGAUACUUCGUCAUCAAGAUCGAGGACGGAAACGGGCGUCAUGCGUUCAUCGGCAUCGGUUUCGCAGAUCGCGGCGACUCGUUUGAUUUCAACGUGGCAUUACAGGAUCAUUUUAAGUGGGUGAAACAGGAAAGUGAAUUAGCCCGACAGGAAGCGGCUCAGGUUUCAGCGCCGAAGCUGGACUUGGGUUUCAAAGAGGGUCAGACAAUCAAGAUCAACAUCGGGAACAUGAAGAAGAAAGACUCCGGCGGUGCAGCAGGGAAGUCUCGUUCGAUGAGCGGCUCUUUACUUCCUCCUCCACCUGGAGUCAAAUCCUCGGCUCUGGUUCCUCCGCCCACAGCACAGCAGACCACGCCCACUGCUCCGCCCAGCACAGGGAUGAUACUGGACUUUGGAGACUCCGCCCCCGUCCCCGCCGUAGCUCCGCCCUCUCAGGACCAGUGGGGUGAUUUCACGGCUGCAGGCUCGGGGGCCGCUCAGGACUCGCGGUCGGGAUGGGUGCAGUUCUAGCGGACGGGCGACGCGCGGACGAUGUUUUCUAUGCAAUCACGCAGCUGCACGGCUGAUAUCUGCUGCAUUCCAGCGGGUCUUGAGUUUCAGACAUGUUUCUCUUUAGUUAAUUGUCGUCAGUAUCGUCUAUCUUUAAAGCUGAAAUGUGUCAUUAUAAUGACUGUUUCUGAACAGGUUUCCUGAACACUCGUCUCAUUGGUCAGCCUCACAGUUGGCCCCGCCCCAAACAAGUUAACCGAAUCAAACAAAAGAGAGUGACAGAGUUUAGAGGAAGUUGUUGAAGUGACUUCCUCAUAGUGACUCACCAUCAGGCUUCAUUUAAACACUCAAACGAAUGACACGCUUCAGCUUUAAAGCUCUUGAAUGUGUUGAUUAGUGGAUUAAUGUCUAGGAAUCGUCUGUCGGUAAGGUUUUUUUCGUUUCUCUUAACGUGGUCUUGUGAUCUGUUACUCGAACUGCUAUUUCCACUCAGAUCAGGAUUUGAAAAGCUGGUUUUAUGUGUUUAUAAGCAGAUGAUUUUUCACACUAUAUAUUUUUAACUAACCCCAGACUUUAUUCGCUAUAUUUUUCCAGGUGAUUACAGAUUUAUUCUUGAUAUUGUCAGUAAUUAAAGUCUGAAUCUUUCCUUCAAGUGCCUUUAUGAAACACCUGUAGAAUGUACAAAUUAUGGUUUAUAUUAUUAAAUAAACCUUUUCAUUUAAUAAA